AUGCAGCCUGAAAAGCAUUCUCAUUCUACAAGCAAGGACGAAGAUUUGGAAUCAGUGGUACGAGUGGUGAUUGCUUCCACGUACUCACCCUGGGUGAUUGUAGAAGAGAUAUGUGAAACUCACAUCACGGGGCGAAAAGCAUGCGGUCUUAUAGGCAUGUUGGGAGAGAAGUAUGUCAAUGGGACAAACACUGUGAAGAUAUGUGUAUAUGGCUAUGCCAUUGAUCUAUUGAAUCGUUUGAGAAAAAACCUUAACUUUGAGGCUGUUAUUUACACCUCAAGAGACGGGAGAUAUGGAUCUUAUGACUUGGAAACGGGUGAAACUGACGGGAUUCGAGACAGCUUUGAUGAAUCGAGUAUAUUUGGCCCUUUCAGUGACAACCUUUGGUUUGGAAUUAUUGGACUUAUAGCAGGGCUUGUUGUGACCAUUUAUAUCACAGAACAUGUCAGUCCUUACAGUGGAUUCCAAAUUAAAAAGCGAUCUUUUGAUGACAUAAAAGACUUUGGAGCGUUUGACAGUACAACGUACGUAUGGGGCACCUUAUUUACAGGCGAAAUAAUUGAAAAGAAACCGAAAUCAUCUGGAAGCCGGACAAUGGUACUUGCUUUCUCUUUUGUAUCCGUUGUUAUCAUAUCGGCAUAUUCUGGAAACCUCAUCACCUACCUGGUAGUACUGGAUGAAAGACCUCCAGUCUCAGGAUUGUUUGUUCCGAAGCUAAUCGGGAAUGUAAAGACAAUGACAGUUGGGAUCCUUGAAAGUUCAUAUGCCGAGGGAUUUCUCAAAGCGCAUUCAGAUUCGAGAGUUAAAAACCUUUACAACAGGGUGAAACUUUGCAACAGUCUGGAAGACUGUAUCAAGAGAUUAAAGAAAAAGGAGAUAGAUUUAUUGGUUCAAGACGGCCCAACUUUAAGACAUCUGGCAUCCACCUUGAACUACCAGAACACGACCUUGCAAUGGGAACCGUCGCACGCAAAAGUUGGUCAUGGAGGAGAAGGAUCAACACAGCUAUCACUUAUAUGACUCUUUCUGGGGAAAUUGACUUCCUAAUUGGUAAAUGGUUUAGACACACACAUUGCAAUAAAUCAACCACUUUUUCUAGACUCGAUAUUAAGAGAAUGCAACCUCUGUUUAUCUUGCUCGCUGGCUUUGUUGCUGGGUGCUUUCUUCUGAGUGUGACUUUGAGAAUUGCAAGCAAGUUGAACAAAAGAAGAAGACGUAACAGAGAAGACGUAAAUGAUCCAAUUUGAACAUAACAACAUAAAAAACAAUGCCGAAAAUAGGAGAAUCAUUUAUUCAUGUUUUGCAAGGGGUCUGUUAGGCCUACUAUUUGUGCUUUCUUUCCUUGAAAGCAGAAGGGAGAGUGCUGACGUUCUCUUAAUGUAAAAUUCACUCAGCAAUAAAAUCUACGAUUUGUUUACUGAAAUUCCCGUGGAAUAGAAUGUGACUGACUGCGUUUUUAGAUUAAAUAUCAGAAAUAAUCAACCAGUCUUAUUGUUGCACCUACCGCCUUAUCCUUGUUGUAUAACUCAGUCUUCUAAAAUACCCAUUGGAAUAGCAUGAAAGUAACAAAAAUACGUCCUUAAAAAGGACAUUGCGGCAGAAGCUUAUUUUGUGAUAAAAGUUAAGUAAAUAAGUCUUUUUAAUUCUUGAAUUAUAUAUUUUAUUGCAAAUACUAUUUAAGUUUUUAAUUUGUAUAUAUAAAAAAAUUCAAUGAUUUUAUUUGAUGUUGCAUUACUUGCCAAAUAACCGUUUCAAAGAAUCAAAAUAUAGUGAAAUCUGUACAAUAAUUGCGUUCUCAAUUUUUAUUUAAACAUAUUGUAGCCUUGGAUCUGAGAAAAAACUAUUUUCUCAUAUAAACACGUAAAUCAACUCAUAUCCUAGUGAGGAGGCAAAUGUUAUUGUAAAUCUGAUGAAAUUCGUUCCUAUAAAUGUUCUGUUAUUCUUACAAUAUACGAAAAAUACCAAAGAAUUCUUGUGUUGAAAGAAUUAGGCCUUUUUCAUAGAAGAAGCUACUUUUCAGGUCAGCUGUAUCAACUAGAAAACAAACUUCUAAACUUCUACAUGAGCGUUGCAUCAAAACAAUAGCUUUUACAGGGCCAGAAAAUCAACAAUAGUCUUAACAAAAGUUUAAACAAUUCGUUCAGUUCGCUUUAUAACAGCCUGCUCACUUUCUUUUAUACUAACUUUUCAGCUUUAAUUAAGUUACAGAUAACACUUUAACGGUCUACACCAUUUAAACAAACUAAUUUUAACGAGUCCAAUCUUUCGUCGCACCAAGCUUUAUUAAUUUCAACUGGCAUUAGAAUCUCACAUAUGCAUAACUUCUUGCUAUGAUGCAGCCAUGCCCACUUUGUUUAAUGCCAAUGACAUGCCUAUUGGUGAUAAAGGUUUUUCUUGCUAUGUAUCUUCAAUGUAUUUUAUAUUUUGUAAAUCUUAAUAUCUAACAUUCGAAGGUAGAUUUUAGCAAACUGACAAGCUGUCCUUAUCGAGCAGUGUCCUGGUCCUCCCUCUCGAUGUGACAACACCUCGUGAUUCCUACGCCUGGAAUUACAGAGAGCUGGCAGCUCUCCUCACUCUGAGUGAAAGUUUUGUCAUGCCAGGGACCUGAACCAUAUUCCUUAAGAUUUGUAAUUCUGCGACCCUAGCAACAGAGUUAUCCUCACAACCAUGUAUAGAAAUAUAAAUUGUUACUAUGUAUGAAUAAACUUUUCCAAGUUUGACAUUUUUAUAGAAAUGCAAGUCACAAUCAUAACAAAUCAAACAAGCAAAACUGCAACUUAAUUGAAUGAUGACCA
Messenger RNA from Rhopilema esculentum, 2795 nucleotides. The record is from RefSeq and is a predicted model, not a curated record. Lineage: Eukaryota; Metazoa; Cnidaria; Scyphozoa; Rhizostomeae; Rhizostomatidae.